AUGGGUUUCUCUCUUCUUCCAUCAUCACCAGCAUUUUUGGCAGUUUUUCUCCUAUCAUUUGUCACUUGGUGUCUCCAUCCUGAGCCUAUCCUUGCCAUUACCAGGCACUACAAGUUUGAUGUAUGCGUUAUGUUCUUCAGAUCUAAUAUUGUUAUGUUGCAGAAUGUGACACGCCUUUGCCACACCAAGAGCAUGGUAACAGUCAAUGGGAAGUUCCCGGGGCCUCGCAUUGUAGCUAGGGAGGGUGAUCGUCUUCUUAUUAAAGUGACUAACCAUGUCCAAAACAAUAUCUCUAUUCACUGGCAUGGAAUUCGACAGCUUCGGAGCGGGUGGGCUGAUGGACCAGCAUACAUAACUCAGUGUCCUAUAAAAACUGGACAAAGCUAUGUGUACAACUACACUAUUGUAGGACAAAGAGGCACUCUUUUCUGGCAUGCCCAUAUAUCAUGGUUAAGAUCAUCUCUCUAUGGUCCAAUAAUCAUUCUUCCCAAACUCGGCACUCCUUAUCCAUUUGCUAAACCUUACAAGGAAGUUCCAAUAAUCUUUGGAGAGUGGUUCAAUGCAGAUCCAGAGGCAAUCAUUAACCAGGCAAUGCAAACUGGUGGAGGUCCAAACGUCUCAGAUGCCUACACUAUCAAUGGACUUCCAGGGCCAUUAUAUAACUGUUCUGCCAAAGAUACUUUCAAGUUGAAGGUAAAGCCAGGAAAGACUUACCUUCUUCGCAUGAUCAAUGCCGCACUCAAUGACGAGCUUUUCUUCGGCAUAGCAAACCAUACACUCACAGUUGUGGAUGUUGAUGCAAUUUAUGUGAAACCAUUUGAUACCGACACACUUCUCAUAACCCCUGGACAAACCACAAAUGUUCUUCUAAAGACCAAGCCUCACCACCCAAAUGCCAAUUUUUUCAUGUCUGCUAUACCUUACAUGACUGGUCAAGGAACUUUUGACAAUUCAACUGUUUCUGGCAUUUUAGAAUAUGAAUAUUCACACAAAACCAUUCAAUCAAGCCGCUCCCCUAAGAAACUUCCGCUCUAUAAACCAAAUCUGCCACCUCUAAAUGACACUUCAUUUGCUGCAAACUUUACUAGCAAGCUUCGCAGCUUAGCCAGUGCAGAAUUCCCUGCCAAUGUGCCUCAGAAGGUUGACAGGCAAUUUUUCUUCACUGUAGGCCUUGGAACAAACCCAUGCUCUAAAAACCAAACCUGCAAGGGACCAAAUGGAACAAGGUUUGCAGCUUCAAUUAAUAAUUUAUCAUUUGUAAUGCCAACCACAGCUCUACUCCAAGCCCACCAUUUUGGUCAAUCAAACGGUGUUUACAAUCCUAUUUUUCCAAUCAGUCCACUAAUCCCUUUUAAUUAUACUGGCACACCACCAAACAAUACUAUGGUGCGCAAUGGAACAAAGCUAGUUGUGCUUCCUUUUAACACCAGCGUGGAGCUCAUUAUGCAGGAUACUAGCAUACUUGGUGCUGAGAGUCACCCUCUUCAUUUGCAUGGUUUCAAUUUCUUUGUUGUUGGUCAAGGUUUUGGAAACUUUGAUCCAAAGAAGGAUCCUAAAAAUUUCAAUCUUGCUGACCCCGUUGAAAGGAAUACAGUGGGAGUGCCCUCAGGAGGCUGGGUUGCUAUACGGUUUCUAGCAGACAAUCCAGGUGUAUGGUUCAUGCAUUGCCAUCUAGAAGUGCACACAAGCUGGGGUUUGAAGAUGGCUUGGGUUGUUUUGGAUGGGAAGCUUCCCAAUCAGAAGCUGCUUCCUCCACCAGCUGAUCUUCCUAAGUGUUGA
Molecule: messenger RNA, 1779 nt
Organism: Dovyalis caffra
Lineage: Eukaryota; Viridiplantae; Streptophyta; Magnoliopsida; Malpighiales; Salicaceae
Source: the annotation of a GenBank genome assembly